ACGACGACUGCCCCCCCUUAUCUGUCGUAGCCAGCGACUCCUGCACCUAUGGACAUUGAUUGGUGUCUUUCCUGCGAGAAGCACAUCGAGUAUGCUUCCCCGCACGCCCCUUAUUGCUCGGCCGACUGCUUCUCAACCGCGCAGCCCGCCCAACCGCUCGCCUCCACUUCUUCCUCCAUCUCCAUCUAUCCUUCCCCUUCGAACAACGUCUCGGAGACUCCCGUCGACUCUUCCCGUAUAAGGAGAUGGGUAUCUGCCAUCCCCUCCAACGAUCCUGCAGGCGCACCUAUCGAUCCAUUCUCCGACGAUUGUCCCGAGGAGCUUAUUUGUGUCCUUCAAAUCCCAAGACGUGCUUCGCCAUCACUCCGCCGCUCCCCUUCGCCCCGUCCCCAGCAGAAGCCAAAACUGAUCAACCGGACUUCUGCCACCACGCCCCUUCCUACCCUCUGUGUCUCUACGCCUGCUCAGUUUCGCCCUCCUGUCGCCCACCCCACCCCGGUGGCAGCUCAAGCGAGCGCUAUCAACAAACGCUCUUCAACCUCAGGUGACAUGAUCGCCAGCACGAGCGGUGCCUCCACAUCCCUCACCUCCCUCCUGUCCGAACCGCUCAUCGCCACCCCAUCCGAUUGUUCCUCCAGUUUCGGCUUUGCUGCCAUCGCCACCCAUGUUAAGGCGUGGGUACACCCUAGCAAGUCUGAUAAGGCUGACCACCGCUGGGAAUAUGAAGAGGAUAAGGUUCCAUCUUCAUCACCACCGCCGUUCAAGUAUGCCUCUCACCAACCCGCUCGGCUCCAACGCCCACGGCGUUCGACAUCUCCUGCUCAGCUCCAGUCGCCUCCGCUGACUGCCCGUGAGCGCAAGCCUGAGCGCAAGCCUUCCUCAAUAGUCCCUCUUUCUUUCGCACUCUCAAAGGAGGAUACCAGGUGUGAAAGCUCCCAUACGCCGACCCCCGUCAUGUUUCCCUCAUGCCGAACUGGCGAGUGUGAAGACGACUUUGACAUCCUCGUGGCGCCCUCACCGCCGACGCGUGCUUGUUAUACACGCUGCCCAGACCCCGUUGAUUAUCAAUCCGACUCCUCAAGCUGCUCCAUGGUCCAGAUGAAGACCAAGCCUCGUCGCCGGCCUGCUGGAGCCCAGUGGAGCGGUGCGCGAGGACGUCGCGGUGUCCGCGCUGUCGAUGCAUGAUCAUCCGUGGUUGACAGACUCUUUUUUCCUCCUCGCAUCUUCUCUUCUCUCGACUCGUAUCGCGCAAAACGUGCUUCACAGUCCAGCGGUUCGAUGACCAAAAUUGCAUGCAAGAUCACUCGAUCUUGUUUAAUUGGGACAUUAUUUUUCACUGCAUAUUCGUGUUUUGCAGCUUCGCACGAGCCUCUUCAACGUUCCCUCCCUCCCUUUUCAUGUUCUCUCGCACGCAUCAAUCCCACAUUCAUUUUUCUCCUCGUCACCCAUAUCAUCACUCCUCAAUCUCCUCAGCAUCCCAUUUGUAUAUAUGCGCAUACACACACUUAGAUGUCGGUCUUCUUUUUUCUCAUCAUUAGCUCUCCUGUUCAUCAUUCACGUACCCCACCAUCGCCACAAUGAUCUUUCUUGCCUUUUGCUAUACGUCGCUCGGGUUAGCUUCGAGCACACUUCUUGGUUUCUUUUUGCCACGCUUUAGCAUCAACUAGUCAUAUUAGAUAGACAGAAACCAUAAACGCCUUAUAGUGCUAUCUUGGAAGGAUGGGAAUAAUAACAUGCAUCCGU
Messenger RNA from Coniophora puteana RWD-64-598 SS2, 1743 nucleotides. RefSeq lists its product as uncharacterized. NCBI's taxonomy places the organism in Eukaryota, Fungi, Basidiomycota, Agaricomycetes, Boletales, Coniophoraceae. The transcript has 2 exons. The record is from RefSeq and is a predicted model, not a curated record. The coding region runs from base 49 to 1185 and encodes 378 amino acids.